This is a messenger RNA of Peniophora sp. CBMAI 1063, 1662 nucleotides long. The record is from the annotation of a GenBank genome assembly. NCBI's taxonomy places the organism in Eukaryota, Fungi, Basidiomycota, Agaricomycetes, Russulales, Peniophoraceae.
AUGCCCGAAAUCUCUAUCGAUCCGUCAACGUGGCCACUCUACGUCUGGCUCUCUCUCCUAUUGGUCGUACCCGCCGUUACGCUCCUCUACGACGUCAUGAUAUGGCUCCGAAUGCCACCAGGCCCGCGUCCCCUCCCUUUCAUCGGCAACAAGCUUCAGCUGCCGAAGACCAAGCCCUGGGUGCAGUUCCAGCAGUGGUCUAAGCAAUACGGCCCGAUCUUCACCAUUUGGAUUGGACGCAAACCCAUGGUGGUCAUCUCAGACCCUAUCGUCGCGUCGGAGCUCAUGGAGGUCCGGAGUAGCAAGUACUCCUCGCGGCCCCGGAUGGUCGCCAUGGGAGAGUUGAUGUGGGACAACGCGAGCAUCUUGGUGCAGCCGUACGGGCGCAAGUGGAGCGCCCGGCGCAAGCUGUUGCAUACCGCUCUCACACCACGUGCCCUGCGACUGUACUGGCCGGUACAAGAGGCAGAAGCCAGCCGGCUCGCAUACAGGCUGCUAUCCCAGUCAGAGGACUACGUCAAGCUUAUCGAGACGUUUACGUCGAGCAUAGUGUUCUGUGUGGCGUACGGGCAUCGAAUUGACUCUUUGGAUGCCAAGAUCAUUCGGGAGCGCUUCGAGAUUAUGCACUACACGGCGUCGUUAAACGUGCCAGGGAGAUACCUCGUCGAGAGCAUCCCGGCGCUGAAGUACGUUCCCGACAUUGUGGCCCCGUGGAAGAGGGAUAUCAAGGAGCACGGGAGGCAGGAGGCUGUGGCCAAUAUGGCGCUGAUGGAGCUGGUGAAAGGGGACAUUGCGAGGGCAGAGAGAGAAAGAUCCACGGACAAGUUGCCCGACUCGCUCUGCAAGAUCGUGCUCGAGGCACGGAAGACUGAGAACAUCCCGUUAUCUGACCGGGACUUCUCGUUCGUCCCAGCUUCCCUUUUCGGUGCUGGAUCCGAUACAACAGCGUCGACGAUGUGCUCCGCCUUCUUAGCCCUCGUCACUCACCCCGAUACUCUCCACGCUGCGCACGCUGAACUGGACGCAGUCGUUGGUCCUGACAGAACACCGACGUACGAAGACGAGGAGCGUCUUCCCUACGUCAGAGCCUUUGUCAAGGAAGUUCUGCGCUGGAGACCCGUCGCCGUGCUGGGCGGCACUCCCCAUGCAUCGACGGAAGACGACUACUUUGAGGGCUACUACAUCCCCGCUGGAACGACGAUCCUCGGCAACUCGUGGGCUAUCAACCUCAACGAGGAAUACUACCCGAAUCCGCACCACUUCAACCCCUUGCGCUUCUUGGACGAGAACGUGGCGGCCAGAGCCAGCAACACAACUGCCAGCAGUAGUGCUCACGAAAAGAUCGACGUCGAGCUAGGAGGAAAAGCGCACCCAUCCAAAAGCGGACACUCCUCAUUCGGUUGGGGACGUCGCAUCUGCCCAGGUGCGAAUCUUGCGACGAACUCGUUGUACAUCGCGCUCGCCAAGUUGCUGUGGGCGUACGAUGUCAAGUCUCUUCCGGGCAAUACGUACGACACGUUCGAUUAUACCGAAGGAUUCAAUAUCCGGCCCAAACCGUUUGAGUGUCUGAUACAAGUAAGGAGUGAGCGGCAUAGGCAGGUUUUGGAGAAGGAGGCCAAAGAUGCCGAGCAGUUCUUGGAGAAGUUCACGCCGUUUGAGUAG